GUUAGUCACUUGUUUUGGGUUUUGUUGUGACUGAGGCAGAGUAAACAAACAGUGAGGCCAGCUGAUGCUCUCCUCCUCCUGCCCUCCUCAGGAGAAGCUCUUCAUGCAGACUACACGUGCCUUAAGGAAGCUCCUUAGGUCGUCGUUACUCCUAAAUCAACAAGAAGAGACAACAUUUUGCAGACGUUGAUCUUGACUCGUUCCCUGAGGGUCUGAGACGGUCAUCUGGAGGGUAAACUCUUCAUGCAACUCUAAGUGACUGUCUCUUCAGCAGUAUGAGCUCCAGUGAAUGGAAUGAGAGCUUGGACAACAUCGAUUACUUUAUCAGCUGCAUGGGAAGCUUGGAGAGGGAAGACGUGAUCUACUUGGAGGAGUAUUUGGUUGGUGAUGAGAGCCCCGGCUCUCAGUCUCCCAGUUGCUGGCCUUUAGUAAAAGAAAGAGAUGAAAUUAGUUUGUCAAAAUCUAAAGUGGAUGAGGCAACUGACAGAGACAGGGGAGAACUGGCUAGACAGGUGGAGAAAGACAUCUUGGAGAAUCCUGAUGAUCCUGAGGCUAUAGUAGAUGCAGAAAGGAGCAGCUCGGGUUAUUGUUUGCUGAGAACUUCGGCCCAUACUCGAUUAACUAGAGGAGUUACCAAACCCAAAUUUGUUACUUACCAAUCCUUCCCUGCAACUAAAGGAAAACCAUUCAUGUGCGAGCUAUGUGGGUUGAGACUGGCUACCCGAGAGAGCAGAAGAAGACACAUCCUUGCUAAACACAUAAAGGAGCGCAACAACGUCUGCAAUGUGUGCGGUAAAACCUUCAUUUUUAAGUUUGCUCUACGAACCCACAAAGCAGUCCACUCAGACACGCCAAACUUCAUAUGUGUGUGUGGUAUGUCAUUCACACUAAGAGCCUCUUAUAUGGACCACAUCAAGAGGAGACACAGGGCUGCUUCAGAGAUAAAAUACCAGUGUGAACUCUGCUUGAAAUCAUUAGGAGACCGCCACACCCUUCGCCACCAUUUACUAUCAGUGCAUAAACCCAAGACAAUCCCAUGUACUCAUAAUGGGUGUGGCAAAGUCUUCUCCACUAUUGCACUCAUGAGGUCACACUAUAGAUACCAUCUGAAGCAGAGGUUUACUUGUGAUGAGUGUGGCCAGGGCUUCUCUACAGAAUCUUACAUGUACAAACAUCGUCUAACACACUCAGGUUUUCGUCCCUAUGUGUGUGUAGACUGUGGCAAGACGUACUUGAGUAUGUCUCACCUGAACAAGCAUCGCCGUUCUGCUCAUUCCUCAAACAGACCUUUCCAGUGCUCUUUUUGUGGCAAAUGCUACAAAACUAAGGACCAGUUAACAUUCCAUGAAAGCAGUCACAAAGGUGAGAAACCAUUUGAGUGUAAUAUUUGUGGGUAUGCAACUGCAUAUAGAAAUACAUUGUAUACCCAUAAGAAGAAGCAUCAGUUAAGAUCCUCAACAAAUGAAGCAGAGUCCGCUUGUCACCAGCAGAGCUCGAUUAGUAGUAGUCGGGCAUCAAACAAUAAGUUAUGUAGGAAAAUGAAAGACAAAGAAAAGGGGGUUAAGGAUAGUCCCUCUGGUUCCAAAUCUAAACACAAAAUUGACAAUGAUGAGAAAAAGUUGAAUGAAAAUGCUUCUUCCGAAGUGGCCCGUCAUAAUGUGAAGUCAAUUUCAAAUUUGCCAUCAUUAAAUAUUGUGUGUGUUAUGCCUGCUAAAUCUGAUGGACUUGAACUGCAACAUGAGUUACCAAUGCUAGACAAAGCAAGCUUUAACAAUGUUAUAAUACAAUCUAAUACUGCAAGUGGAGAAACUCAGUUGCCAACAGUCUGUGAUGCUUCUGGUUUUAGCCAUGAAACUAUUGUUCAGUCUCAAGGCAAAAUAAAUAGUUCUCAUAAUAAUUUAAUUCAAAUUGGUAAAUUUGACUCGGUUAAAUUGCUAUCAGAUAAAAAUAUUACGAGUGAGAAUGCGAGUAUAACUGACAAGCAAGAUCCCUGUAUUAUUGUAUCUAGUAACGGCAGGUGUGCUAUACCUACCUGUGAAAGUGGUGACGAUUCUCUCUUGUUAUUUAAAGUUGGUGAUAAUUCUUAUGUUGGAAUCUGUAGUCACCACACAUUUUCAGAUGGUUCUAGUGAGUUACACAAGGAUGGAGAGUCUUCUAAACAGUUAGAAAUGCUAGAUUUUAAUGUACAAUGCCUUGAGAGCAUGAGCUUCCAGACAGAAUAUGACUCUAAAAAUAUAAACAGCAACACCAUUCCUUCUGAAACCACUGAUGUGUCCUUGUCAGGAGACGAUAUCAGUAUCCAUUAUACAGGGACUCUACAAGCACAGAAACGAGUGGAAUUGGUGGUUUUACCAAGUACAAAUGAAAAUACAGCAAUGGACAAUGACCUAAUUAUUCAACAGAUACCAAAUUUGAUCAGUACUACGGCAUCUCUUCCUUCAGUUGAAAAUGCUAACUCUAGCACAGGUAAAGUUUGUUCAGCAGAAUUCUCAACAAUCAUGGAACUUGAUUCUGAAGCAUCCAGUCUGUCAGGUCAUAUUGUUGAUGACUCCUUUAGUUUGGCCCAGUUGGAAGUACUAUGUCCAUUAUGUGAUGAACAGUUCCUUUGUAUGGAUGAUUAUGUCACUCACCUGGAGUGCUGUCACAAUUGAAUACUUGUCUUAAAAAAAAAAAAAAAAAAUGCAAUUGUGCUGCACCUGUUAUAUGCAUAAUACACAAACUAGUCAAUACCUAGAUUUUAAAUGUCAAAUAAUUAUUUUGCUCUUUAUGGGACAUUGAUACCAACAUUUUAUUAAUUUAGGAAAGUAAUUGCUGAAUCAUAAGAAUAUUGCCAAGAGUUACCAACAUUAAAUUUAAAGUACUGUAACUAGUCUUCUUAUGCCAACCCAUUAACAAUUUUCAGAAUACUCUGCAUAGCUUUAAUAAAGUGAUUACUGUAGUGACCAUGAUCAUAAGAGAAUUUCUUUAGUGUUGGCUUGUUAAUUAUGAGCAGGUCUAAAUAUACACAAGUUGUGAUACACAUUAACUAAAUACUGUGUAAUAUUUCUUGGGGUUUUUAAAUAUUUUUCCAUUCAACAUUAAAUAUAUGAGCAUGCAACAGUGACCACACCCCGGUAAACAGCUUUGAAUGGCAGGUAAAACUAGACGAGGGUAGUCGAAGAUUUGAGGCCCUCGGUGAAUUACAGCUUGUCUACCUAUGCACGAGAAGACUGAACCCGGCAGACUGCACGGAGGAAACCACCAGAAUGGUUCAACAGACAGGAAGGCAGACCCAGCAAAGCAUUGUGGAGCUCAGCUAGGGCACAGUGAGAUACAUAGGAUGCAGCUGAUGGCCAGCAGUGUCCUAACCUAUCUCCUGCCAUCUCGACUUGUCCGGCUGCUGGGACGAGUGUGUGAGGCUGACUAUUUGUGCAACUCUCCCUUGCUUUAGGCAAGCGCAAGCAACGACAUUAGUUCAUUUAUUGGUCGUGGUAAUUUUUUUUUACAACGGACGAACAUCUUCAAAUAUUCUUUCCUAUGUUAUUUGUACCAUUAAAUGUUGUGUUUAAUGUAAUAUGUAUUGACUGUUCAGGAUUAAAUCUUAAUAUAUGUGGA
Messenger RNA from Procambarus clarkii (red swamp crayfish), 3594 nucleotides. RefSeq lists its product as uncharacterized. NCBI's taxonomy places the organism in Eukaryota, Metazoa, Arthropoda, Malacostraca, Decapoda, Cambaridae. Gene Ontology annotation, biological process: regulation of transcription by RNA polymerase II. The record is from RefSeq and is a predicted model, not a curated record. Gene Ontology annotation, molecular function: RNA polymerase II cis-regulatory region sequence-specific DNA binding; DNA-binding transcription factor activity.